CCAGCGGGAGAGAGAGCGAGAGAGAGAUGGAGCCGGGUUAGGGGCGCAGAGAGAGAGAGAGAGAGAGAGAGACUGGUUUUAGUUUUACACACAGCAGAAUCGGGGUUUGGGCAUGGAAGGGCUGGCCAUGCUGAAGCAGUUCAUCGGUCAGCUUCAGGAGUUCUUGGACCUCUACGACUCUCACCUUCCUCUUCUUCCUUCUUCUUCUUCUUCUUCCUCUUUCAUCCUUCAACCUUCUCAGCAACUCUUUCUUUCACACCCUCUCUUCCUUCACCAACGCCGCAGAUGGUGCUUCCUUGAUAUUGAUGAUUACUCUGUAGAUGAUUGCCAAGGACUUGUAAUGGCAGCCGGAAAGUCUGGAAGUUUCAACAUGUUGGAGCCUUUAAAGCCUCCACCUGCCAAGAAAUGUCGGAAAGAGAGAAGCAAGGGGAAAUCAUCUGGUUUGUCUUGUGCAACUGAAGUUAUGGAACCUCAAAUCUGGAAGGAUUUUCCUGAAGAUUUAUUAGAGGCUGUCAUUGCACGACUUCCCAUUGCCACAUUUUUCCGCUUCCGCUCCGUAUGCAGGCAGUGGAAUUCCUUGCUGACUUCUCAAAGCUUUUUUCAGCAUUAUUCUCAAGUUCCGCUAGCGAGCCCCUGGUUUUACACCAUAACUCAUGAAAAUGUUAAUUCAGGAGCCAUUUAUGAUCCUGCUUUGAAAAAAUGGUACCAUCCUGCAAUGUCAAUGCUACCUGCAAAGAUGAUUGUUCUGCCAGUGGCUUCUGCAGGGGGGCUUGUUUGCUUUCUUGACAUUGGUCACCAAAACUUCUAUGUCUGUAACCCUCUGACCCAAUCUUUCAGGGAGUUGCCAGCUCGAUCAGUUAAGGUCUGGUCUCGGGUGGCAGUAGGAAUGACACUAAAUGGGAAUUCAACUAGCAAUGGCUACAGGAUCCUAUGGGUCGGGUGUGAUGGAGAGUAUGAAAUCUAUGACUCAGUGAAAAAUUCUUGGAUUCGUCCAGGAAAAAUGCCUGCCAACAUCAAGAUGCCAUUAUCUCUCAACUUUAGGUCACAGGCCAUUUCAGUUGAUAAUAUGCUAUAUUUCAUGCGGACCAAUCCAGAAGGGGUUGUCUCCUAUGAUAUGGUCACUGGGGUUUGGAAACAGUACAUAAUUCCAGCCCCAGUGCAUCUGACUGACCACACACUUGCCGAGUGUGAUGGACGGAUCAUUCUCGUGGGGCUGCUGACAAAGAAUGCGGCCACAUGCGUAUGCAUAUGGGAGCUGCAGAAAAUGACGCUCUUGUGGAAGGAGGUUGACAGAAUGCCAAACAUCUGGUGCUUAGACUUUUAUGGAAAGCGCGUUAGGAUGACUUGCCUGGGAAACAAAGGCUUGCUCAUGUUGUCCUUGAGAUCAAGGCAGAUGAAUCGGUUGGUUACUUACAACAUGGCGAGCAGAGAAUGGCUCAAAGUUCCUGGGUGUAUGGUGCCGCGAGGGAGAAAGCGGCAAUGGAUAGCAUGUGGGACUGCGUUUCGCCCCAGCCUCACUGCAAUGGCUUGAUUUAGUUUGUAUCUGCAACAGCAAUGGCAUUGAUGCUUAUGUAUGUUGUUGUUUCGACUCUCAUUGUGAUUUUAACAAAGUAGAAUAGGAAAAGGUGGUUUGGUUUCAUGUUCCAAAUGCCUAAUCCUCAAACGUUUCUGUUUGCUCCUGUCUUCCUGGGUUCUACAAUAAGCUUGUAGUUUAAUUUGGAAAUGGUUGGACAACCUAUUUUUGUAGAAUAUGAGAAGGUGGUUUGUCAGUGUGAGAUGAAUACUUUGGUUGUGUUCUAAAUGCGUAAUCCUCGGACGUUUCUCUGAAAUUUGAUCUUGCUCCUGUUUAGUUUA
Neltuma alba is the source of this 1854-nucleotide messenger RNA. RefSeq names its product F-box only protein 6. Gene Ontology annotation, molecular function: protein binding. NCBI's taxonomy places the organism in Eukaryota, Viridiplantae, Streptophyta, Magnoliopsida, Fabales, Fabaceae. The record is from RefSeq and is a predicted model, not a curated record.